UAUUAAUUUAACUACAGACUCAACAUGGAAAAGGUUAAUGACCCAAAGAGCAAAGACUGUAGUCAUAAUUUGUUCGAAGAUGACGAAUGAAAUCUCUCAGAGAAUAUGCUUGAUGAAGGCUCAACCAAACCUAACUUAGUGUUUGAUUUCAAAAAGAACAACUCUCUCCUUGCAAUCAAUAAAGGAGGCAUACUUGAAUCAAAUAGGAUCCGUCUAAAACAAAGCAAAUGUUUAUCAGUAAAACACCUAGAUCCAGAAAAAUUCUGAAGGACGAAUAAAAAGAAAGCUUAUUACAGUUCGAUGAAACAACCGAGCAAGAGUCCUAAAUUUGCAACAAAUGCAAAUAGAAAAAGGAGGUUUUAUCUUUCAUCAGCUAGGCAGACGAUUUCUACAAAAUUCAUGGGUACUAUAAAGUCUUCAAGAAAGAGGAGUGUUUGCAAAUCUUUUAUGCAAUCUCACCAGCCUAUGACUUCGACCAAGUUCCUUGAAGUGCCAACCAAGAGGAUAAGAAAAAGGACGAAAUCAAGGAAAAUUAGCAAGAAAAGUGCCAAAUCAAUCGCUGUUCGUGCGAAAAAGAAACAGAAAUCAUCUACCAUUGUUAAGAAAUUUGAAGGAACUCUCAAAAUCGCACAAAGGAGAUGCUCCGAAGAGUCUCCAAAAAUACUUAUGACAUUUGGAGAGAACUUUGAAGGAAAAGUAGAGCCUCACACGAAAUAAAUAGCUUCUGCUCAACACAUGAGCAAAACAUAAUUAAUUUGAUACUAAAAUAUCU
Messenger RNA from Moneuplotes crassus, 772 nucleotides. NCBI's taxonomy places the organism in Eukaryota, Ciliophora, Spirotrichea, Euplotida, Euplotidae. The record is from the annotation of a GenBank genome assembly.